Messenger RNA from Metopolophium dirhodum (rose-grain aphid), 3019 nucleotides. Its product is annotated as UDP-glycosyltransferase UGT5-like. The transcript has 6 exons. Lineage: Eukaryota; Metazoa; Arthropoda; Insecta; Hemiptera; Aphididae. The record is from RefSeq and is a predicted model, not a curated record. Bases 118 to 1752 code for a protein of 544 amino acids. Gene Ontology annotation, molecular function: UDP-glycosyltransferase activity.
CAUGACGGUCAUUCAGAUACUGCUAUAAGUUGUUAGAUCAGUAUUCCAUCGGCUAUUAUAACCGGCUGACGUCCGCAGUUUCGUUUAUCUCGUAUUGUUGUUUAGGGCAACGGACGAAUGAUGAGAACGUUUGCUCUUUCAACAGCAUUCUGCAAUACCAUGCAACUAUUAACGUUGUUAACGUUGUUGUUGUUUGCUGAAAGAUCGUCCAGCGAGGGAGUGAAGCUACCGGCGAAACCUUUGAGUAUAUUGGCGUUUUUGCCGACCGAAGGUAAAAGUCAUUUCAUGGGCUUUAAACCGUUACUCGAAACUCUUGUUUCCAGAGGACAUAAUGUCACGCUUGUCGCACCGUUUGCGUUGGACGGCGCUAAACGGCCGUAUCGUCACGUCAAAGUGGAGCAAACGUUAGGAGAUUUCGACAUGCUAAAAGUGGCGAAAUACGUGAACCUCAUACCCACGCCGUUGCACUUGUGGUGGUUCGGGCCGCACAUUAGCGAGACAAGUCUGGACAAACCGUCGGUGGCGAACUUCAUCAGGAGCGACCGGUCGUCGUUUGACUUGGUGCUGUUCGAGAACUUCUAUCACGAGUGUUUCGUGGCCAUCGGGCACAAAUACGGCGCCCCGGUGGUGCAGCUGCUGCCAUUCUCCGCCAACUCCAGGGUGUCGCAGUGGCACAGCAACCCGUACAAUCCAGCCUACAUUCCGGACCUGACCAGUGCGUUCGGAUCGAACAUGACGUUCGCGCAGCGCACCAGCAACGCCGUGUCCGCGUUCUUCUACACGGCAGUCUCCCGGCUAGUAUACCUGCCCCGGCAACGGGCCGUGGCCGACAAGCACUUUGUGUACCCGGGCCACGACCGCCGUCCCGACCUCGUCGACAUGCUCCGGAACGUGUCGCUGACACUGGUCAACAGUCACCCGGUCAUCGGUACACCCGUGCCGAUGGUGCCCAGCUACGUACACGUGGCCGGCAUGCACUGCGUUCCCGCCGGACCGCUGCCUGAAGACCUAAAACAAAUAGUGGAAAGUGCUAAGGAAGGUGUAGUCUACUUCAGUUUGGGAUCGGUGGUAAAAUCGUCCAAAAUGCCCAAGGAAACUGUAUCGCUCUUAUUGUCGGAACUCUCGAAAAUCGAACAGACCGUUCUGUGGAAAUGGGAAGCUGACGAUGUACCGCAACUACCCAAGAACGUCAUCGUUCGAAAAUGGUUUCCCCAAAACGACAUACUAGGUCAUAAGAACUGCAAGUUAUUCAUCACCCACGGUGGAGUACAAAGCACCACUGAGUCCAUCUACCACGGGGUGCCCAUGUUGGCCGUUCCCGUUUUUGGCGACCAGCAGGGUAACUCACUACGCGCACAGUAUAGAGGCAUAGCUAUACAAGUACCGUACUUCGACUUGACGCACGAGGCGUUUGGCAGUGCCCUACACAAGCUCCUCAUCGACCCGACGUACCGGGAAAACGCCAGACAGACGUCGGCCGUGUUCAGGGACAACCCGCUGCCACCGCUGGAAAAGGCUGUGUUUUGGGUCGAGUACGUUGCCAGGCACAGCGGUGCGAAACACCUGCGGACUGCUGCCAACGACCUUUAUUGGUUCCAGUACAUGCUGUUGGACGUCCUGUUGCUGGUGUCGUUCGUGGUCGUACUUAUGGCGUGGACGACCAAAAAAAUGCUCGGCUGCGUGUUCGGCCGGUGCUGUCGCCGCAGCCGAAAUAUCACCUCGCCGCCAACAGUGGGGAAAAAAACGCAGUGAUUAUAAUAUUACAAGCGCCCCAAUAAUACAGUCGACUCUCAAUCACUCGAAGUUCGAGGGGGGCAAAAAUUCGAGUUGUUAAAAACCAAUCAACCGCCGUGUUAUGGCGUUUGAAGGAUAAUUUUUAAUAUCCGAUAUAAUAUCGUGUCGACUGUAUUGUAUAACUUGUUCGACAUUUCGAUGAAACCAUCAACGUCUUUCCAUUACAUGUUAUAUUACUUCUACACGACAUGUACAUAAUAUAAUAUUAUCAUAAAUUAUAAUAGGUAAACACGAAUCGCGGUAACAAUAAUAAUAUUAUACAUCGUGGUUGCGCGGGGCAGACUAACUCAUGACGGUCGCCAGCCUUACUACACGAAACGUAAAUUUAUUAUAGUUACGUACUACCUGUAAUAGUUGAACAUCGUAAUCCGUCGGUAGUCGGUACAUAGAUGUUUAUACUACAUUUCUGCCACGUGAAAAACGUUUAAAAACGAUAUUUAACACAAAACUUAUUUUACAAUAACAUUUUAUUUGUGCACGACACUGUAAUGUUUUUGCGAUAUUAAUAUUCUUCAUUAACCCUUUGAGUGCCAAAUUAAAGACAAAAUAAUUAAUUUACUUAUAACUUCAUUGAUAUUUAAUCGAUAUUUUUUUUACUGAACGUCUUUGGAUUAGUCUUUGAAUUUGCAAUCUAUUGGUAUACAUUUAAGUAUUGAUAACGGCAGUAAAUGAUUUUAACAAGAAAAGACGCAUAAUAUCUCCAAUUAUACUUUUUAAGCAACUACGUACCUAUAUUGAAGAUUUUCUAUUAAAAAAAUGGUAGGUAACCUAUCUUAUAUAUUUUGUGUCUUAACUUAUAAUAAUGUACCUAUAAUAUUAUGUUCACCCAUUUGUUAUAUUCAAUUUAUUUACUAUAAUAUUAUUAUGACAUCUAUAUAUUAAAUAAUUGUAUACCAAACUAAUUGCAGCAGUAUCUACUAUUUUUAUAAAUGAUUUAUGUAGUAGUGGGUUCUGCACUUCAACUACUGAAUAAAUACUGUACAUAAUGGUUGUGUAAGAUAUGUAUAAUAAUAUUAUGAAGAAGUACAUUUUUCACUCUUACGAGCUACAAUGAAUAACAAUAUGCAUGUAUAUUUUAAGGGGUUUUCUCCUAUUUUUUACUUGAAAUAUCAAAUUAGUCAAAUUUUCUAAUCCAUUAUCCAAAUUAUUUUAGUAUUAUUUUUAGCAUACACAUACUUAUAAUUGUAUAUAAUUUAUGUAAUUAUACUAUUUUUCAUGUUAUUGA